AUGCUGCUAGUAAACAGUGGUGCCGUCGCGCAAUUAACCGCGGCCAUCACCGGUACCCCGGCGGCAGCCGCCGCCGCCCUUCCUUCCUCCGCUAUCCACAGGCAGGUCAAGCUACAUCAGGGGGACACUGCACCUCAGCGACGCCCGCGCGAUCCUUCCGUCGUCUUGGCGUUCGACGAAAAGCCCGAGAGAGCCGCUCCUGACCCUGACGCCGCCCUCAUCCGGCAGCGCGGUCGCGAAGGCCGGCCGCUCGAGGCCCUCUCCCUCUUCCGCGAGUCCAUCUCGAGCGGCCUCCACGAGCCCGACGACCUCUCCGUCGCGACCGUACUUAACUGCUGCGCUUCUCUCGGGGCCAUCCGAUCCGGGAGGGAGGUGCACGGAGUCAUGAUCAGGAGGACGCAACAAAAAACUCACGCAUGCUCCUCCGAGACCUCUCUCGUCGGCUUCUAUGCUAAAUGUGGUAUUCUAUCGCAGGCCCGAGAGGUGUUCGACCAAAUGACCGAAAGGGAUGUUGUUGCUUGGACCGUCAUGCUAAAGGCCUAUGCCGAUAGAGAGGGCUACGAGAUGGAAAUGAUGCAUUUGUUUGAGGAUAUGCUGCAUCAAGGCAUGACACCAAAUUGCCACACCCUCAGUGUUGUUCUGGGCAGCGCCCCACUUGAGCUGGGGGAACAGCUCCAUGCAUGGAUAGUCAAGUUAAGCUUGGAUUCUGAUGCUUUCAUUGGAAGCUCAUUGGUCGAUGUCUAUGCCAGAAAUGGAAACCUGGGUCUUGCCCAGCUGGUUUUUGAUAGGAUUCAACUGAAGGAUGUGGUUUGCUACAACUGUUUAAUAUUAGGGUAUGGUCGAACUGGGGUUAUAGAGGGUCUUGUUUCUCUGUUUGUGGAGAUGUGUUUGGUUGAAUUGGCGCCAAAUCAAUCUACAUUUGUUGGAUUACUUAGCGGAUGUGCAUUUUCUGGGUUCAUUAGCCUGUCAAAGCAGUUUCAUGCACAAGCAAUAGUGAGGGGCUUUGAUCUGGAUGAGGUUAUCCAAGGCAUCAUUGUUGAUAUGUAUGCAAAGUGUGGAAAUAUAGAAGCUGCCCAUGCUGCGUUUAAUGGAGCUAGCAUUAAGCAGAAUGUUGCCAUUUGGAAUUCAAUGAUUUGUGGAUAUGGGAAGCAUGGGAACACCGAGGAGGCUCUUAGAACUUUUAAUUUCAUGGUCUCAGCUUUGAUUCAACCUGAUCACAUUACAUUCAUUUGCCUCUUAUCAGCUUGCAGCCACUCGGGAUUGGUUGAUGAGGGUUGGAGAUUGUUCUGUUUGAUGCAUGACUUUUAUGGUAUACCAGCUAGAGAGGAGCAUUAUAGCUGCAUGGUGGAUCUCUUUGGACGGACAGGAAGAUUGAAUGAUGCCUAUGAGCUUAUAAGCAGGUCUAUGUUCAAGUUUACACCAUCACUAUGGGGAGCAUUACUGAGUGCUUGUAGAGUCCAUGGAAAUACUAAUAUGGGAGAAGUUGCAGCAAGGAAGCUGUUUGAGCUAGAACCAGAAUGCUCGGGAUCAUAUGUUGCAUUGGCUAACAUCUAUGCUGCUGGAGGGCAGUGGGAGGAAGCCAAUGCUGUCAGAGAAAUAAUGGAUGAUAGGAAUAUAAGGAAAGAUACCGGCUGUAGUUGGAUUGAGGUUGGUGGAUUGGUGCAUAAGUUUAGAGCAGGAGGUGGAAUUAGGGAUCAUAACUGCAUGGAGGAGGUAUAUUUGAUGUGUCAUACAUUAUAUUCUUGUGCUUGUGAUCAGUUUUAUCCUGAAAUUGUAAAGAUCACUUCCUGA
This is a messenger RNA of Musa acuminata AAA Group (dessert banana), 1791 nucleotides long. Its product is annotated as pentatricopeptide repeat-containing protein DOT4, chloroplastic-like. Gene Ontology annotation, molecular function: protein binding; RNA binding. The transcript has a single exon. Gene Ontology annotation, cellular component: intracellular membrane-bounded organelle. NCBI's taxonomy places the organism in Eukaryota, Viridiplantae, Streptophyta, Magnoliopsida, Zingiberales, Musaceae. The record is from RefSeq and is a predicted model, not a curated record. Gene Ontology annotation, biological process: RNA modification. The coding region runs from base 1 to 1791 and encodes 596 amino acids.